GCAUCAGAUACUUCAUUGCAUGGUUUUUUAGUACUUGUUAGUUUUUACUAUUCAUUUUCAGGCGUUGCCACAAAUUAGCUGAACAUAAUGGAUGUACGGAUAUUAACGUAUUGCUGCUUGCUGGCAGCUUGCAUUUUGCAGAUCUCUCCAGCCGAGGCGAAAAAUAAGACGAAGUCAUGCGGCAGUCACGGAAGUAAAGGAUGUGAUUCAGGAUUAAGCCACCACAAAAAUUCUACUAGCCAUAAAAACAGCACAUCCCAUCCCGGUGGAGUGGAUAAGACGCAUGGUCAUGGCCACGGCAGCAGCGGUCAUCAUCAUGGGGACGAAGACACGUCGCAGGGUGCUAAAUGCGGCAAACAUCAUGGUAAGCACCACCACUGUGGAAACGACGAAGGCGGCGGAAAACAUAACGACACGGAUCAUCGUGGAAAACAUGGCCAUCACCGCGGAGGGAAACACGGGUCCGGCAGCGGCAGCAGUGGGAGUGGUGACAACGAUAGUGGCAGUGGUUCCGGUGGUGGUGGCAGUGGCGACAGUAGCAGUGGCAGUGGUGAUAGCGGUGGUGGUAAUAGCGGUAGCAGUGGUGGCAGCAGCGGCGAUAGCAGUGGUGGCAGCAGCGGCGGUAGCAGUGGUGGCAGAACUGGUGGUAGUAGCGGGGGUUCCGGCAGCGGCAGCGCCGGCAGCAGUGGAUCCGAUAGCGGAAGCAGCGGUGGUAGUAGUGGCGGUAGCGGCGGCGGUAGUGGCAGCGGCAGUAGUGGAGGAGACACGGGCAGCAGCAGUCCUGUGAGCGGAGGAAGCAGUGGAUCGGAUAGUGGCAGUGAUACAGGAUCUGCGAGCGGUGGAAGUAGUCCCGAUAGUGGUAGCAGCGGUGGCGACAGUAGCGGUUCAGAUACCGGUGGAAGCGGGAGUUCCGAUGGAAGUAGUGGCACCCCUGAUGAUGGCAGCUCCAGUAGUAACGACACCGGUGCAGAGAGUACCGGUGCUGGGGGAAGUGGUAGUAGCGCGGGUAACAGCCCCGGAACGGGAGGAGGCCGUGUUCCAGUUCGUAUUAUCCCUGUGGCUGUUCCCGUUCCCGUCCGCGGGGGAUCGCAUCAUUCGCAUCAUCUCCACCAGAAGACGGAAAGUUUCAAGCACAAACCGAAGCAGCUCAAAAAGCGAAAGCACCAUCACAAGCAUAACUCAGGAGCAGGAAAGGACAACGGCAAAAACAAACACGAAGGUGGAAGAAAUAAGGAAAACGAAAAGACAUAAGUUUGAAAGGUCAUUCUUGUUAUGUUUUCUGUGUGCUCAGACACGUUUUAUAUUUUAGGGUGUACUUACUUCAUUUGUAUAGCCAUUGAUUUUAUAUUACAAUGUAAAUUGUGCCAAAGUUUUUAAUUUAAGCGUAUUUAAUGGACUACAAUUCCCAGCUGCCAACCGCCAUAUGCAAACUGGUUUUAAAAACUGUGAUGAUAAACGAA
Molecule: messenger RNA, 1460 nt
Organism: Paramacrobiotus metropolitanus
Lineage: Eukaryota; Metazoa; Tardigrada; Eutardigrada; Parachela; Macrobiotidae
Product: keratin, type I cytoskeletal 9-like
Exons: 2
Coding region: 88-1251 (387 amino acids)
Source: RefSeq, a predicted model, not a curated record